AUGGCUAAGUCAAAGGGAAAGAGAAAGCAGCAGAGUCUCUCUAUCGAGCAAAACAUCAAGAAGGUGAAGACCACAAGUAUUAUUACUCCACCUCCAGAACUUUCGACUGAGCCCAAAACCCUCCAUGAUCUUUUGAUCGCCGAAGAAGAUAUCGAAAUAUCCGUGGACACGCUCAGCACAUUAGCAAAGAAUCCUGCUCUUAUAAAAUCGAAGGCAUGUAAGGAAUUACGAACUGCGGUUUUCGACUUUCGAAAUGCUUGCACAACGGGCUUCAAUGCGUCUAUCGAUACAAACCCUACGGCGCGUAUCAGCGGUGCUCUGGCGGAUGAAGGGUAUACCGAAGCUAGGAUACUACUCGCGGAGAUGCGAAUUCGGGAGCAGAAGCCUAAAUUAGGUGCGCUCUGCCGAUGGGUUCGAGAUUUAGACGUCGUUAGUGGCUUAGCGGAACAACUAGACAGUAGUGGAGCAAAGAGAACGGCAAGAGAGGAGCAAUUGCUAGUUGUGUUAGAUGCAAUACUUAGAGUCACUGGCCCGGUAGAUUAUUCGACUGAGGAUGGAACGGCUAUAAAUGGUCCUAUCGUGCCAAGAAAGGCAUGGAAUUUGAGGGAUGAUACGAUACAGCGCAAGCAAGUAUACGAUUCGGUUUUGGACGGGAGCAUACUCGAUUCUUUACCCAAGGACAUAAAAUCCAAGUUUCGCGUCAUUGAAACAACUCCAGGUUUGGAUCGCAAGCCAGCAAACCUCCAUCCGGCGAUUCUUUGGGCAUCUCAGGACAAUGCCAUUGCUUUUUCUGAUAGCCCUCCUAAGACGACUCACCACACACAUCCCAUUGUACCGAAUCUACAUUUGCUCAAGGACGUAUUGAGUCCAGAAGAGUGUAUUCGAAUCAUUGCUGCAGGCGAGACCGUGGGAUUUACACCAGAUGCCCCAAUACGCGCAGAAGGCGAGGAAAACAGUAUUUUGGCUCAUAAUUUCUAUUGGGUUGCGGAUAAUUCUUUCUGCGAUGGAGUAUGGAACAGAGUUAAAGAAUUUGUUCCAACACAAGUCAAUGGUAAACAGGUGAGAGGUCUGAACAGGAGAUUUCGCGUUUACCGCUAUGUCCCUGGUGCAGAAUAUCGUGCUCAUAUUGAUGGCGCUUGGCCGCCGUCUGGAAUUGACCCCACGAACGAUAAAUAUAUCUACGAUUCUUCUCCUGCGGAUUCAAAACAGUCCUCUUUAUUCACAUUUUUGAUAUAUCUGAACGAUGAGUUUGAUGCUGGCGAAACAACCUAUUUUCUGCCCAGCGCGAAAGAGGGCAGCAUGAAUGCAUAUUCGAUAAAGCCAAUUCAAGGUAGUGUGGCAAUGUUCCCACACGGUGAAACUGAGGGAAGUUUACUUCACGAAGGCACCGGUCAACAUCAAUUUUCCAAGAAGUCCACUGCUACACAAAGAAAGAACGGUGCUAAGUAG
Messenger RNA from Sclerotinia sclerotiorum 1980 UF-70, 1449 nucleotides. RefSeq lists its product as hypothetical. Gene Ontology annotation, cellular component: endoplasmic reticulum. The transcript is spliced from 4 exons. Bases 1 to 1449 code for a protein of 482 amino acids. NCBI's taxonomy places the organism in Eukaryota, Fungi, Ascomycota, Leotiomycetes, Helotiales, Sclerotiniaceae. Gene Ontology annotation, biological process: peptidyl-proline hydroxylation to 4-hydroxy-L-proline. The record is from RefSeq and is a predicted model, not a curated record. Gene Ontology annotation, molecular function: L-ascorbic acid binding; iron ion binding; procollagen-proline 4-dioxygenase activity.